Dimorphilus gyrociliatus is the source of this 1528-nucleotide messenger RNA. NCBI's taxonomy places the organism in Eukaryota, Metazoa, Annelida, Polychaeta, Dinophilidae. The record is from the annotation of a GenBank genome assembly.
AUACUGCUACUGGUAAAAUAUGCGACAGCUAUAAACAUCGCAAAAAAGAUUUUUGCUAGGAAAUUACAAAAAAACGUAUAGUAUUUAGGAAGUAGCGAUGGCUUUCUGUCUGAGUUCGAAAAAGUCAACAAGAUUAUUGUUACUGUUUUGCCGCAAUACCGCUUAUAGCCAUCCUCUUGGAACAUCCCAUCGCCAUCUAUAUAGAAUACAAAUACCCAAACCAAAUUUCGAAAUGUUCAUAAAACCUAAAAAACAAACCUUAAAAGCUAAAACUUUGGAGUAUUCAGAACGUAAAACUCUUGAUUAUUCAAUGGAACAGCUAUACAGCGUUGUGGCUGAUGUUGAAAAUUAUAAACAUUUUGUUCCUUGGUGCUCAGAAUCUAAAAUAACUAAACGAUCGGGCAACUCUUACAAAUGCUUACUAUCUGUCGGCUUUUAUCCAUUGAGGGAAAGAUACACAUCAAUUGUAACUGUUGCAGAGCCCCACUUAGUCAAGUCAGAAUGUACUGAUGGUAAAUUGUUCAAUCAUCUAUUAACAAUAUGGCGAUUUACACCAUAUCCAAAUGAAGAGAAUAAGUGCAUUUUAGAUUUUUGGGUUACAUUUGAAUUUCGUAAUAACAUACACUCAAACUUGGCUUAUUUAUUUUUCGAUGAAGUUGUUAAGAAAAUGGCAAAUAUGUGGAUAUGGGAAAAUUCUGAUUGGCUUUACAAAGGUGUCAAUAAUACAAUAGCUGGAAAUGGUGGAAUAGAAUGCAUCAACUUUAUUCCACAUCGGCAGAAAGUUAUUGAAACGUGUAUUGUAACGGUUUUAAGUUUGGGAGAAUUAUUAUAUGCUUGCAAGAAUGUGUCCCUACCCAAACAUAUUCCACCGGUCACGAAACCGGAUUCAGCAGCCAAACGACUUAUGUUAGUUUGUAUGUGCGUUGUUUUCGGUAUGGAGUUAGGUUUCAAGUUUGCUACCAGACAAAUGCUUUGGAUUUUAAAUCCUUGUCACUUAAUUACAAUGUCUCAAAUCUGGCUACUAGCUGCACCACAAAAUAGGAUAUCAAUGGCUAUAUUCCGACUUCAUAUGCAUGGUUUAAGUGGAGCGCUCAUAGCCUUUUUAUUUCCCCUUGUUGAUUCAAGAAUGCUUCCCUUCGAAAAGGAGGUUUAUUAUAUUCAACAUGGAUUGAUGCUUCUGGUUCCAUUUUAUCUUAUGAGAACAGGAGGCAUUUAUAUGCCGGAGCCGCUAUCUGACUUCUCGUGGGCUUUUGGCACAAAAAGCUUUCUCUACCUAUAUCACUGGUUAUUGAUGCAACCUCUAUCAAUUGUAUCUCUUGUAAAUUUAAAUAAUCUAAUGUGUCCAGCUCCUAGCGAUCCGUUUUACGGUAAAGGUUACAGAAUGUGUGCUGUUCUCCAUCAGACAGCUGUUGUUCUUCUCCAUGGCAAAAUUUAUACUUUCGUAGCUAAGAAAUUAUUGCCCAAAGCAGCCAAACAAGUCAAUUUAGAUUCCCAUAAUGGCAAUAACAAUAACACUAAGACUGAUUGA